AUGCAGCACUGGUUGCGCGAGAAUAUGGCGGGCGUUUUCAUGCCGGGAAUGGGUGGAGGACCGUCAUCGUAUGGGUGUCAAUUGAGGGCUUUUUCCGCCGUUUAUUUUGUUCAGGCUGACACGAAGAAGAUCCAAGAGAUCCAACACGGUGGAAAGGCGAUUCUCCCGGCUUCAAUCCUCGACCACAUGCUUCAGCUAAACAAUCAGCAAUCGGUCAUGCUUUUUAAGGUGAUGAACCCAUCGUCUGAUCGCCAGCGUGCCACACAUUGCGGCGUUUUGGAGUUCUCGGCCGAAGAGGGACGAUGCUAUCUUCCGCAAUGGAUUAUGUUGCAAUUGGGAUUGGAGGAAGGGGAUGACAUUCGUUUGGAAUCCGUUCAACUUCCCAAGGCCACCUACGCAAAGCUGAAGCCACAAUCGCUCGACUUUCUCCAUAUCACCAACCCGAGAGCCAUGCUUGAGGUGGAACUUCGCAAAUGGGCUUGUUUGACGAAAAACGAUCGAAUCCGUGUCGUUUACAAUGAUCAGCCGCUCGAGUUGGUGGUGCAAGAUUUGAAGCCGCAAAACGCCGUGUGCAUUAUUGAAUGUGAUGUCAAUUUGGAGUUUGACGCGCCAGAGGGAUAUCAGGAACCAAGUUACAACGAACAGGGUCCAUCCUCGUCAACAGUGAAACCACCAGCUCCACUUCUCCCCGCAGCCGCACAAGCGUUCACUCCAUUUGGUGGCGGUGGAAUGCGAUUGGAUGGGAAAACGCCAUCGUCUGGCUCGUUGAUCUCACAAAAUCAGGAAAAGCUCCAGGAGGCCGAGAUCCCAGCUCCAUUUUGCAUCACCGAUUAUCAACCGGGUCAACUCGGCUUCGUGCGCUACGAUUACAGAUGCCGGGAGGUGCAAGUGAAAGAGAAAAACGAACGGGAGAAAGCGGCAGGCGAGCCGAUUCGAAACGCUUUCACCGGAAGUGGGGCAACCAUCAGAAAACAUCGAUAU
Messenger RNA from Mesorhabditis belari, 981 nucleotides. NCBI's taxonomy places the organism in Eukaryota, Metazoa, Nematoda, Chromadorea, Rhabditida, Rhabditidae. The record is from the annotation of a GenBank genome assembly.